UUCACUUUGUUGUUCACGAAAUGGGUUGCUUCCAAAGCACAACCCAAUCAGGAAAAAGCGAAGAAGUUCGUUGACAAUUAUAACAAAGAAGCGCAAAAGCAUUAUGUYAAUGUCUACGGCGCAACAUGGAAAUUUCAGUCCGAYAUGAAGCCAGAAUUGCAAGCUAUAAUAGCCGAGGCAGAAGCGAACUACACUAAAUUUGAUAACAUAGUUACAGCUAAAGCACAGAAAUUGCCUAAGAAAGGAUUGGACUCCAUGAUAAGCCGUCAGCUCAUGUUUAUUAGCAAAAGCGAUUCUCCCAAAGAUUCCAGUCUAGCAAAUGAGCAGAGCCAACUUGUGUCUAAUAUGACACAGUUGUGGGGGAAGGGAGGCGUGUGUAUAAAAGCUGAAGAUGGAAAAUGUAAAGUCUUUUGGCCACUUAUUCCGAAUCUACUUCAAACCAUGGCACAGUCUCUCAACUACCAACAGCGUCUGUUUGCMUGGAAAGGCUUCCGCGAUUCUACCGGACCUUACAUAAAGCCUUAUUUUGCAAGAUACACGUACAUCAUGAAUAUUGGCGCUCAUGAUCAUCAUUGGGAUGACAUAGGCCAGAGUUGGAGGUCUGAGUACGAGCUACCGAAAGGAAAGCUAAUUCAGUUGAUGAAAGACUUGUGGGAAGACUUAAAACCGACUUAUGAAAAACUCCAUGGUUAUAUUAGGUUYAAGUUGAGACAGAUUUAUAGCGACCAGAAUGUSGASUUUGACGGCCCCUUUCCUUCCCAYYUKCUGGACAUGUGGGGGUUUGACUGGUCGUACCUAUCAUACAAAGUCAUGCCGUUUCCAAAGGCAAGCGAUUUACAGAUUACUGCAGCAAUGUUAAAAAAGAAAAUGAACGUUAUAGRCAUGGCAAAGACAGCUGAAAAAUUCUAUGUGUCCAUGGGACUGGAAAAGAUGAAUGAUAAUUUUUGGAAGAAUUCCCUCUUCAGUCGCGAUCCUAAAAAGAAUGUCGAUUGUACUGUAACAGCUUGGGACUUUGCGCCUGGAGACUACAGAAUCAAAAUGCCAUGUGCAUCUGUCAAUGAAAACGAGCUUCUCACUGUUAUUCACGAAAUGGGUCAUAUCCAGUACGACAUUAUGUACGCAAAGCAGCCGUACUCGUUCCGUAACGGUGCCAAUCCUGCGUUCCACGAAGCCGUUGGUGAUGCGCUUACGUUAUCCGCAAGGACGCCAUCUUUUCUAAAGGCAGUUGGAUUACUAGAUGAAGGAUUUGUCUCGGAUAGAAGAACAGAAAUCAACAUAUUGAUGAUGCAAGCCUUGAAGAACAUCGCUCUUCUUCCAUUUGCCUUGACCAUCGAUUUCUGGCGCUGGGGUGCGUUCAGUGGAAACAUCACGAGAGAAAACUACAAUGAAGAAUGGUGGAGGUUGAAGAGAGARUAUCAAGGGGUUGUUCCACCUGUGGAAAGAACAGAGAAAGACUUUGAUCCUGGAGCUAACUCUCAYAUUUGUAAUAGUACACCAUAUGCAAGGUACUUUAUUGGSGGSGUUUUGCAGUUUCAAUUCCACGAAGCCAUGUGUCGCGCCUCAGGUCACAAGGGAGAGCUACAUAAAUGCUCAGUAUACGGCUCGAAAAAAGCUGGAGCCAAACUAAGGGCGAUGCUUGAACUUGGCAAAAGCAAGCCAUGGCCAGUUGCUUUGGAAAAACUCACCGGCCAGAGAAAGAUCGACGCUGGUCCCAUAAAAUCAUACUUUAAACCCUUAAUGGAAUGGUUAGAUGAACAGCAGAAAGCCAAUCAGUAUCCUGUGGGAUGGUAAAAAGCCUGGUGACUARGCAUGAAUAAUUACUUUUGAUUUACAGGUGGGGUGAUUUCCCGAGUUGCAUGACGGAAAACAGGAUAGAAAAAAUGCUGAUCAUGAUCCAUCAUGCAUUUCGACCAUGGUAUAGGGUUUUUAGGGUCCGAAUAGAGAUACCAUGUUAGCACUUAACACUCUUUUUAGCUAUAAAACAUUACUCUUAGUUUUUACACAUUUAACAAUUAACAUUGCUAUUAUUUUUUUACCCAUUUAACACUUAACACUUUUCAAAAUGGCCAGUUUUAACAGUAAACAUAGUAAAACGUCGUUAUUGGAGAAUAAUAAUAAACAUUUAUAAAGGACAUUUAAGCACAAGAUACUGAAUACAAUCAGAGAUAAUGUCAAAGGAACAAGAUAUAUAUAGCUAUCUCAAAAAAGACACCAGAGAGAACGGCGGUGAUCGCGGUGAUGUGUGGCGACGCCAUUUUGUGCAACAAAGCAUGAUGGGAGUUUUUUUAAUGGCGUCGCUAACAUUUCCUGUUGUUGAACAUAGUUUACACGACCAAAAGAGAUAUUCCAACUUGAAUAAAAAAUUCCUAAAAUCUUCAUUUAAUUUAAAGUAACUAGGCUCUUUUUGAAGAGAURCUAUAUGUUAUUUCCUUUUAGUUACUGACUGUCUUGCAGUGGCCGUUCAAAAAUUGACAUUUGAAGCUUUAAAGUGCUAUUUGCAUGAUAAUGCCCUUACUUCAAAACUUCAARYAAUACAAAUAUAUGACUCAUUUGUAUCUUUUAAAAACAAU
This is a messenger RNA of Exaiptasia diaphana, 2570 nucleotides long. Its product is annotated as angiotensin-converting enzyme. Gene Ontology annotation, biological process: proteolysis. The record is from RefSeq and is a predicted model, not a curated record. Gene Ontology annotation, molecular function: metallopeptidase activity; peptidyl-dipeptidase activity. Gene Ontology annotation, cellular component: membrane. The transcript has 7 exons. Bases 145 to 1791 code for a protein of 548 amino acids. NCBI's taxonomy places the organism in Eukaryota, Metazoa, Cnidaria, Anthozoa, Actiniaria, Aiptasiidae.